This is a messenger RNA of Lichtheimia ornata, 1473 nucleotides long. RefSeq lists its product as uncharacterized. Lineage: Eukaryota; Fungi; Mucoromycota; Mucoromycetes; Mucorales; Lichtheimiaceae. The record is from RefSeq and is a predicted model, not a curated record. The transcript has 3 exons. The coding region runs from base 1 to 1473 and encodes 490 amino acids. Gene Ontology annotation, molecular function: protein binding.
AUGCUUGACAACCACCACCUCACUCGUCGUUUGACACCAGCCCACAUUGACUUACGUCCAUGGCCACCCAUUCAACUUCCAACACCGGCCAAAUGGGAACAACAACGAGCUAAAGUCAUCAACACCACCCACGCCGGCCGAUCAGUCAUCGCUACCAAGAAGCUGUCGUCUGGAUCGUUACUACUCUCUGAACGCGCUUGUAUUCAAUGGCUAUACAGGGGACCACAGCGACAACGUUAUUGUUUCCACUGCUUUCAACGUGUCAGCCAUGCCGUGUCAUGUCGUGGCAACCAUGCAUGUCAAUGGGAUAUCACAUACUGCUCUAAGCAAUGCGAGACUAGUCACUGGUGGAGGCAGCACCGUUGGCUAUGCCGAUUCCCUGAACUUGACGUCCUUGACACGGUGGAUUUGUUAUUGGCACUGCAGCUGCUACCUGGUUCACUCGAUGAUCUCGACCCUGGAAUGCAUGAUCCAAUGUAUGAUACCCAAAUCGAACGCGUGUGUUGUCGGCUCUUUUACAUGUCAUCACCCCAUAUUCAAAAGGCAUUGACAAGGACACUUGGACAACUUCGAUGCAACAGCUUUGCCGUCAAACAAUCACACGAGCAAGAUGGUAUCAGGGGCAAAGCGAUUUAUUUGACUGGCAGCAUGAUCAAUCACGCAUGUGAUCCCAACGCAUUGGUCUUUUUCAAUGAUCACGACAAUAGCAUCCACAUACGCACUUGCAGAUCCAUCAAUAAGGGCGAAGGUAUCUUUAUCAGCUAUGGUCCAUUAGCGAAUCGCGAGCCAUCCAUUCUAAAACGAAAGGAAAAGCUUCAACAGCGCUAUUUCUUUGAUUGCCAAUGUGACGCAUGCCAACAAGAAUCGGUCACAUCCUCUCCUCAACAACGGUUCAUAAAGUGUCAAGCUUGCUCGACAGGUCGAUUGGAACGCAAUCAAACGAGGUGUGAGGAGUGCCAUUGUGCAUAUGAUUGGGACGAGUUGACAAAGCAAGAGCAGCGGAUUGAAAUGUGUCUAGCACGUGAUGCAUUUGAACAAGCACUCAAGAUACAACGCCAAGUAUACGACAAGGAUGCCCAUGUUAUCGGUCAAACCUUGGAUCAACUAGCACACUUUUAUGCUAUGCGAGGAUCGUUCAAGGAAUCAGCAAAGUACAGCCGUGAAUCAUUGGCCAUUGUGUGUAAGACUUUUGGACCUGAAAGCAUCGAAGCUGCUGAGGAGAUGUUGAAGCUAUCAACGUUAUUGUUUAAUGCCAACCUUUCUCAAGAAGCCAAAGCACAAAUCCAAAAGACCAUUAAAGUACAUAGAAAGCUUGGUUUAGAUCAACAGAAUCCAGAAGAUUUUAAUGAAUUACAAACAAUGCUGUUUCUUCUUUACAAUGCUCGAUACAAGUGUGGAAUAGGAUGUGAACGGGGAGAAAAGGAUACAAUGUGUAAUGAAAUAGGAGUGUGUAGGGAAAAAAAGAUCAACUAA